GAUAUAAGAUUGCCAGUAGCCGAGGAUCAAUCGUCCGACACACGUGCACACAUUAGGAUGACCUCCUACGUGGCCUUCCAGCAAUACGACCUCCUGGACUCCGAGGGCUACGGAUCGGCGAGCAGCCCGGAAUCGAAUCCACGCGGUAAUUGGCAUCACCAAGAGAUCUAUCCGCAGCCGCCGCGGUCCAGGGGCAGCAGCUGCGGCAGCGUUAGCUCUGUGGACAGUCAUCACCAGCAGGAAUACCAGGAGAGCGGCGGCGGUGCCCCCAAUGGAAGCCUCCACGUGACCGCCGGCUUCAAUUUCGGUGAUUUCUACGAGGGCUACUAUCAGGAGGGUAGCUGCCGGAACGAUCAUCAGCCAGCGUUGAGCGGUGACGUUACGAGGAACGUCACGGAUCUUCACGCCAAGCUGAUCUUCAGGAUGAAUGAACAGUGCGCGACCUACGAUGAUGCUGCGUCUAGGAUGGCCUUCAAUGAGGGCGUCGUAAAUAAGCAGGACCCAGCAGGGUACAUUCAGAAGAUGGACCAUCUUUCGGCCGGCGCGUACGCGAAUUCGAGGACCGACUUCGGUCAGAGUCAGCCUGUCUUUGCCACGAAGGGCUAUGCAAAGAGCGGUGCCUAUCAUCCGCGGAACGAGAAUCACCGUUACGCUCAGAGAAAUCACCCUUACGUCACCUACACUGUGCCGAGAAACGAGUCCGGCUUGUCGAGCGGUCAGCCAAGCAAAUGCGAUCAGUCGUCGAGGUAUCAUCAAAGGAAUGACGGCCUUCACGUCGUUUUGCCGGCGGAAUACACUAGCCAGAAAUCCAAGGAGGCAGCCGUGCAGAAAAUAAAGAGCAGCGCGCCUGGCGUCGAGGUGCUGAGGAAGAGAAGACUGGCGGCGAAUGCCAGAGAGAGAAGGAGAAUGAACAGCUUAAACGACGCUUUCGACAGGCUACGCGAUGUCGUACCCAGUUUAGGGAAUGACAGGAAACUCAGCAAGUUCGAAACGUUGCAAAUGGCGCAGACUUACAUCGCCGCCCUUUACGAGCUGCUGCAGCGCAAAUGAACGCACUCCGAACCUGGUCCGAUUCGGAUCCUCUUCCUUCGAAAAGGAGAACAAUGUCUUGUUCACAGCACAGUGUCUUCUUGCGUGUUGCUGCGAUGACCUAGAAUCCUCGAAAAUCGCGAAACAUAAAAUCGAAUAGAAGAGCAUA
Trachymyrmex septentrionalis is the source of this 1198-nucleotide messenger RNA. RefSeq lists its product as uncharacterized. The transcript has a single exon. The record is from RefSeq and is a predicted model, not a curated record. Lineage: Eukaryota; Metazoa; Arthropoda; Insecta; Hymenoptera; Formicidae. Gene Ontology annotation, molecular function: protein dimerization activity. The coding region runs from base 58 to 1050 and encodes 330 amino acids.